This is a messenger RNA of Malus domestica (apple), 1158 nucleotides long. The record is from RefSeq and is a predicted model, not a curated record. NCBI's taxonomy places the organism in Eukaryota, Viridiplantae, Streptophyta, Magnoliopsida, Rosales, Rosaceae.
UAUAAAAUUACCAAAAAGCGAAAAAAUUAUUUUCCUUGGACACUGUUGGUUUUGUAACCAUCGGAUUCGAUUUUCUAUUUGAGAUCGGACUCCUAGGUCUUCAAUGUCGACGGGUGAGUGAAAGGUACUGGCUUCCGCGCUCUGUGGGGGCGCGUCGACGUUCAUAUAAAGCUUCAACUCUCCUUCUGCUUGAGCUCGUCGGCGACGAAGUGGAUGGGCUACAAAUACUGCCGCAGAAUCCGCCGCUUAUCGGCUUUCCGGACCUUCAACACCAAAUUUCUACUCCCGCCGCCGUUCUAAAAGGGAGGAGGGGAUUGAAUUUUGAUCGGCCUGGAAAGUGUUUGAUAGAAUGCUUCUGUGAGAAUUUAAUUAGGUAUUUGGCAAGGGCAUCCUCUUUAUCUCUAGUAGCUCCGACCACCGCCUUCAGGAGUCACUAUGAUGGGGCGCAAGCUUAAGCUCCGGACAUCUCCAUGUUGUGAAGAUGAAGGAACUUGUUCUGAAAGUGGAGUAGACAGAUUUAGUGUUCUUCCGGAGGAAGUUGCUCAUCAUAUUCUUUCCUUCCUCAAUUUCAAAGACCUCACUCGAGUAGGUGUUCUGUCCAAAAGAUGGAGACAAUUUCAUCUCUCAGUUCUGGUAGUGGAUUUUGGUACAAAUCGGUGGACAGAUAUAAAACAAGUGGAUUUGGCGAGGAUGAUGACUUCUUUUGAUAGAUACUUGCUUGAUCGUGGUAAUAACAGGAUGCAGCGAGUCCGCAUCGGCUUGAGUUCCUAUGUAAAUGAAACAGCGGAGAAAGUCUCUGAUGACCAUUCUCAAGCAAUCAAGUGGAUUCGUAAUGCAGUAAGGUGUAAUGUUGAAGAGCUUGAUCUCUAUUUCUCACACAUUGUUAGUACGAGUACGUUGUCGAUGCCAUCUUUCAUCUUCCAUUCUCAAUCUUUGUGCUCUCUUUCGGUGUCCUUGAAUACAUUCAUUUCGGAGGUUGUUGAAGUGCCAUGUUUAUCCUUUUCUAGUAAUCUCUGUUACUUAUCAUUGAGUUCUGUCAAAAUAGUACACGAGAGGAUUUUCAAAUGGAUCUCAUGUUGCUGCAAAUGCCUUCCGGAAUUACGUCUUAUUUCUAUAGACAACUAUAACGUCUUAUUUCUAUAGACGACAACUACAACA